This is a messenger RNA of Capronia coronata CBS 617.96, 1143 nucleotides long. RefSeq lists its product as uncharacterized. Gene Ontology annotation, cellular component: transcription factor TFIIF complex. The coding region runs from base 1 to 1143 and encodes 380 amino acids. The record is from RefSeq and is a predicted model, not a curated record. Gene Ontology annotation, biological process: transcription initiation at RNA polymerase II promoter; transcription by RNA polymerase II. Lineage: Eukaryota; Fungi; Ascomycota; Eurotiomycetes; Chaetothyriales; Herpotrichiellaceae. The transcript has 3 exons.
AUGGCGACUCUUCAGGGCUCAGGAGUCCCCAGGGUCAAGCUGGAACCACCUGAUCAGAACAUCAAGCCAGAACCUAUGGACGAAUCGCCCUCGCCCUACAUGGAAGAAGAUGACGAUAUCUAUGAAGAUACCGGAGACUUAGACUUCUCCCAGGCGCAGCAACCGCUUUGGCUCAGUCACGUCCCGCGUACCCUGUGGGAAGCUCUCUCCAAACUACAGGACGACGACGAAAUCGAGAUCGGUACGAUAAGAGUCGAAGGCCCGGAAUCCAAUCCUUCGAGAGUCAGUAUGAAACUGAGUGCCAUUCCAGCGUUUGAGAGCGAGCCCAAAGAGUACAAUCUAUUCCCUCCUCCGAUCGAGAAAAUGAGAGCCAGAAGACCAGGACAGGCCAUGGUCUUCUCGGAGAAAGAUCUACCCGGCUACAAACCCCGUCCUUUUGCCUGGGACGAUAUUGACGAGGAAGGAAACCCUGGACAAGGCCGGUCCUUCUUGUACGAACGUCACAAGCGGGAAGUCAAGAAGAAAGAGAACAAGGGACGAUAUACACCCUACACGCGGCGGCCAAUUCCUAAGCAGACGGCCAUCAUGGGGACAGUUGCAAAGGAAUUCGAGGCUAUUCCGGUGAAGAAUCACGAGUAUUUCGAGCUCGAGAACAAGAAGGCCGCCGCAAUGCUGAAGCCACCCGAACGGGAUCAAGCCAUCUUCGCAACUGGCGACGAGGAUCCAUCCAAGAAGCACAUACCGUUGAUGAGCAUGACCGACAAGGCAAACGUGCUCAAGAAUGCGCAGGCGCGGAGACACGCCCAAAAGGAAAAUCGCGCAGCACGCGUGGAGAAACACGUACUCAUUGACAGGCUUAUGGAACUUUUCCGACAACAUCGCAUCUGGGGUCUCCGAGAUCUCAAGGCCAAAGUCAAUCAACCCGAAGCAUAUUUGCGGGAGACGUUAUCCGAAAUCGCGUUCAUGUGGAAAGCGGGAGACUUCAAUGGCAAAUGGGAACUUAAGGAUGAAUACAAAAGUGAUGCCAUGUUGCUCAAUCCAUCGGGGGUCGUGGCCCCCAAGGUGGAGGACUCAGACAUGGACAAAUCCGGCAUGGAUGAUGAUGACGAUGACGACGAAGUGUUCGAGGACGUUGAAGCAUGA